GUAUCAGCAAAGGACGGAUUUAAUUUCUAACUUCUGCACCCCUGUUGUUGUCAACAGUAUCCAAAUAAUUUUCUUUAAUUGUUCCUUUGCAUGCUGUUCAGCGAAUUACGUUUACCAGCUGUCCGUAGAACGAGCCAGACAUCGAAUGUGUAUUGAUUGAAAUACUGCAUUUGCCAAGAAUUUGCUAGAGACAAACAGAGUAAUUCACAAAAUAUCAUCAUGGCGACUUCUCUAGACCAGCUACGAAAACUCACUACAGUGGUAGCUGACACAGGGGAUUUUGAAGCUAUGGCAAAAUUCAAACCAACAGAUGCCACUACUAACCCCUCUUUGAUUUUGGCUGCUGCCAACAUGGAGUCCUACCAGGGACUGAUUACAGAGGCCAUUGAAUAUGCUAAAGGUGUAGGAGGAUCAAUUGAAGAACAAAUUACAAAUGCCAUGGAUAAGGUCUAUGUGAACUUUGGAUGUGAAAUCCUAAAAAUUAUCCCUGGUCGGGUUUCAACUGAAGUUGAUGCAAGGUUAUCCUUUGAUAAAGAGGCCUCCAUAGCACGAGCCAAAAAGCUGAUAGAUCUAUACAAAAAGGCUGGAAUCUCCAAAGAAAGGAUUCUUAUUAAACUGUCAUCAACCUGGGAAGGGGUAGAAGCAGCAAGAGUUUUGGAGAGUGAAUAUGGAAUUCAUUGUAAUAUGACUUUACUUUUCAAUUUUUAUCAGGCAGUGGCUUGUGCCGAAGCUAAGGUGACACUUAUUUCUCCAUUUGUGGGUAGAAUUUUUGAUUGGUUUGUCAAGAACACAGAUCAAAAGUCCUACAGUAUGUUAGAAGAUCCAGGUGUUAAAAGCGUGACAAAGAUAUACAAUUACUAUAAGAAGUAUGGCUACAACACAGUAGUAAUGGGUGCUUCCUUCAGAAAUACAGACCAGAUUCUGGGACUGGCAGGAUGUGAUCUUCUCACCAUAUCGCCUUCAUUGCUGGAUAAAUUACAACAGUCAACAGAAGAAGUCAAGCCAUAUCUGUCAAAGAAACAAGCUCAGAACUUGGACAUUGAGGAGGUCACCGUGGACGAAAACAAAUUCAGGUGGGAAAUGAACGAGGAUGCCAUGGCAACAGAGAAGCUUGCCGAGGGAAUCAGGAAGUUUGGUGCUGAUGCCAUUAAACUGGAAAACAUGCUGAAGGAAAAAUUACUUCAGUAGUAUGUAUAAAAAUACAUAUUAUCUGAUACCCUAUUGAGAAUCUAUUUUGCUAUAUAAUUGUCGUUAAGGAACCCAUAUAAGAUAUGCUGUCAGAUCAUGAUUUACACAUAGACUAUAACAUACAUUGUUUUAUGAUUUUACAUUUAUCUUUUUUGUCAUAUUUUGAUUAUGAAAUGAACAGAAUGUAAAUUGUUAUGUGAUUUCAGAAGACUUAGUUAUAUGAUUAUGAAAUGUUAAGUGAAUUUAUUGCUUUAUAUGCAUGUACUGAAAAUACAUUUUUUCCACAGUGUCAAAAUUCUAUGAAAUUACAAAUUCUUUGUAAUCUGCGGGAAAAAAUAUUUGAACUUUUUACAUUGCCAUUAUAUGCCUUACAUGAACUGUUUCUAUGGAAAAUUAGUGAUUCUGUACAAACUACAUAGCAUACCUUGUGAAAAAAAAUCUGGUGCAGUACUUUAGUCUAGAAGCAAUAUUCAGUUAAACAUUCAUUUUGACCUAACUUUUUAUAGACUCUGAUGCAAGCUAGGUAAUAAAAAAGAUAAAUACAGAGUAUUUUCAUGAAUAUUUGUUGGGGAAGUGAUUUUGAGUGAUCAUCUUAAUACCAAGAUGUUUUGUAGAAAAUGCAAGUAAACUACAUAAAUAUUAUAAGAAAGU
Molecule: messenger RNA, 1839 nt
Organism: Saccostrea cuccullata (small rock oyster)
Lineage: Eukaryota; Metazoa; Mollusca; Bivalvia; Ostreida; Ostreidae
Product: transaldolase-like
Exons: 9
Coding region: 220-1188 (322 amino acids)
Biological process (GO): carbohydrate metabolic process; pentose-phosphate shunt; pentose-phosphate shunt, non-oxidative branch
Cellular component (GO): intracellular anatomical structure; cytoplasm
Molecular function (GO): transaldolase activity
Source: RefSeq, a predicted model, not a curated record